GCUGCAGCGCGAAGCGAACUCCAGAAACUUGUUUGGACUUGUAGUAAAGCCCCGUCCAGAUUCAUUUUAUAUAUAGAUUUAUAUAAACCCACACUCUUAAUAAUUAUCACUCUCUGAAACUCAAAGGCUCAAGCUUUGAAUCUCAACAAUGGCGGAAACCACCACCACCACCACCGCACGGCCGCUCAAAAUCAUCGCCGGCGCCGACUCCUUCGGCUGUUCACUCAAAGACGCCUUGGUCUCCCACCUCCGCUCCCUCAACAUCGACGUCGAGGACCUCGGCACCUCCUCCUACUACUCCAUCGCCGCCGACGUCGGCCGCCGCGUCUCCUCCUCCUCCUCCGCCGCCGCCGACACCGAAACCCGCGGACUCGUCGCCUGCGGCACCGGCGUCGGCGUCGCGAUCUUCGCCAACAAGUUCCCCGGAGUCUUCGCCGCCACGUGUCUCUCCCCCUCCGACGCCCUCAACGCCCGGUCCAUCAACAACUCCAACGUCCUCGCCGUCUCCGGCAAGUCCACGGCGCCGGAAUCCGCGAUCGAGAUCCUCGACACGUGGCUCAACACUCCCUUCAAGGCGCCGUGUCCGGCGUCGGAGUCGAAACCUUGGCCGGAAGAGAUAUCUUCUUUUCUUGAUAACUCAAUGAAUGACAUGCCACAAAUUGGAGCUGAUUCUGAUUUGAAGGAGAGUUCUUGCUCUAUCUGCUGUUUGGUGAAGAAUCGGAAUUUGAAUCCGAUUGAUAUAAUUCCGGGCGGAUCAAUGAAGAUAUUGAGGGAGAGUCCCACAUCGGCCAUAGUUAGGUUCAAGGCCGGGAGCGUGGAGCCGGCGCACCACCACACUUUCGGGCACGAUUUGGUUGUGAUGGAGGGGAAGAAGAGUGUGUGGAAUUUAACUAAGAAGGAGAGAUUUGAUCUAGUUGUUGGGGAUUACUUGUUUACUCCAGCUGGGGAUGUGCAUAGAGUCAAGUACUAUGAAGAUACCGAGUUCUUUAUCAAGUGGGAUGGGAAAUGGGAUAUGUUCUUCGAUGAAGAUCUCGAGACUGCGAAGAAGGCUGUUGAUCAAGCACUGGAGAAUGAGGGUAAGUGAGCGAAUGGUGAUUAUGUUUAUGGAUUGUGUGUGUGAUUAAGUAUUUUGGGGCUUGUUUAACUUAAUCUCGAUGCAGUUGGUACUUGCUUGUAUUAUAGUGACUUUGUGUUUGAUAAAUAAAGAUGUUUGCUUGAUGUGUUCAAGCUGUUGUGUAUGCUUUUCUCUGA
Rosa chinensis is the source of this 1251-nucleotide messenger RNA. Its product is annotated as DNA damage-repair/toleration protein DRT102. Bases 149 to 1084 code for a protein of 311 amino acids. The transcript has a single exon. Gene Ontology annotation, biological process: carbohydrate metabolic process. Gene Ontology annotation, molecular function: isomerase activity. The record is from RefSeq and is a predicted model, not a curated record. Lineage: Eukaryota; Viridiplantae; Streptophyta; Magnoliopsida; Rosales; Rosaceae.